Molecule: messenger RNA, 2940 nt
Organism: Cavia porcellus (domestic guinea pig)
Lineage: Eukaryota; Metazoa; Chordata; Mammalia; Rodentia; Caviidae
Gene: Shroom1
Product: shroom family member 1
Exons: 8
Coding region: 153-2645 (830 amino acids)
Biological process (GO): actin filament bundle assembly; cell morphogenesis
Cellular component (GO): apical plasma membrane; apical junction complex; cortical actin cytoskeleton
Molecular function (GO): actin filament binding
Source: RefSeq, a predicted model, not a curated record
GGCGUCUCCCCUGCGGCCGGCGGCGGCGGUGGCCAGGCCUGGAGGAGGUGGGGUCCGGAGCCCAGCCGGGGCUCUGAGGUCACCGCGCGCCGGAGCGUGUCUCGGAUCGGGGUUCAGGACCUGCGGAGCCCACCACCUCCAUCCUCACCGCUAUGGAGGCCCCGGGCCCUGAGGGCGAGCGCGCCUCCCCGCCCGCCUCCCCGGGAAGCCUGCACCUGCGCCGGCGGUCCACGGGCGCCGACUCGGCCUACGGCUCAUUCUCCGCGGCCUCCGGGGGCCCGGAGUGGUGCACGCCGUCGCCUGACACGGACGCCCUGUCGCCCCUGGACUGGGACUGGCCGCACGCGGCCCGGGGCGGCCCGGGCCCCUCUCCACCCGCCGCGGCCCCCGGCUCGGCCCAGCGGCCCCGGCCAGCAGUCGCUGCGCUCCGGGGACCCCCAGGGCAGCUCAGCAGACAGGCCACCCCGCUGCUCUACGCGCUGGCCGCCGAGGCCGAGGCCGAGGCCGGGGCGCGGGCCGCCGAGCCCCCCAGCCCGCCGGCCUCGCGGGCCGCCUACCGCCAGCGGCUGCAGGGCGCGCAGCGCAGGGUGCUCCGGGAGACGUCCUUCCAGCGCAGGGAGCUCCGCAUGAGCCUGCCCUCCCGCCUGCGGCCCGCCGCCCCGGUGCGGCCGCCCGCCGAGCACCCGCGCUCCGCCUCGCUCAGCCACCCGGGCCGGGACUGCCGGGCGCCCGCGCCAGCACCCGCCGGCCGGGGGCGCCUCGCCAGCCAGCAGCAGACGUGGUGCUUCUCGGAGUCGGGGAAGCUGGAUCGCGUGGGGCAGGGCGGUGGGCCGGCCGGGGAGGCCUUGGGUGGGCCCUGCACCGGCCCGGGGCUCGCCAGGCUGGAGCCCCAGGAACUGCCGCGCCAGGCCGGGGCCGCGUUCGGAGGGCUGCAGGAGAUCCAGGCCCAAAGCUCGGCGCAGCUGGACUCGGGGCCCGAGAAGCUCGGCGAUGCACUGAGGCCUGGCUGUCGGCGUCAGAGUGCUUCGGGCAAGGUGUCAGGGCCCCGGAGAGCGCCGGGAGCGGCCACGGCCACCGUCCAGGCCGUUCCCCAAGGAGCAGAAACACCUGGACCGUUGCUUCAGACAUUUUCCAGGUUCUUGGAGCCUACAGCAAUGUGUCCCGAAGAAGCCCCUCAGUACAGCCCCUCAGACUGUGAACAGAGGGUCGCAGAGACCCAGGUGGAGCUCUCCCGGCUGCCCUCCCUUCCUGACGAUGAUGUGUUUCUGGAAGGACCUCCGCCAGACAGGAUGAGCUGGCCUCCCGACUCCUGCACCCCUGUAGGAGCCUCAACCAGUGUCCAUGCCUCUGACCAGAAUUCUGAAACUGACUUGGGCCGAAGAGCUGGCCAGGCUAUGGCCCCACCAGAAUGUCCCCUCCAUGGGUAUCCUGGGACCUCAGGGGCAGAUGACUACUGGCAAGGGGUGAAUGGUUCUGUGGGUGUCUCCAAGGCCACAAGCUAUAGCCCUCCUGGGACUGCAAAUGGUGACCUCCCAACCACUGACUCUGCUGGACUGCUGACCCCUGACACCCCUGUAGCUGCAGAAAAUGACCCUCUCAAGCCUCCCCCAGAUGAUGCCCUGUGUUCUUCAAGCAAUGGUACCUCAGGGCCCCCUCACCAUGCUUCCUUGGCCUGGGGCACUGGCCAGCUGGGUUCCAGACCAAUGUGGACCAGCCAGCGUCUGGAGGAGCUAGUUCGGGAGCUGGCCAGACUGGAUCCCUCCCUGAGCGACACUCUUGUCUCUGAGCCCAGCCCAGCGCUGCCCCUGGGCCUGCUGGAUGGGCUGAUCCCUGGGACAGAGGUCUGGGCCUCCAUCGGGGAGACUGGAAAGGAGGCAGCAGGGUCUUCUGAGCCAGGGUCCUCUCAGUUCAGCUUCCCCCAGCUGCUGCCUGCUUCUCAGCAGGAGACAAGGCCAGAAAAUGCUACCCUCCCACCUGUGCUCAGCGAGCCAUGCAGCCAGGGCCCCUCAGCCUCCAACAUCAGUAUCCAGGCCAAGAAAGUGGAGCUAGCCAGCCUCCUCCAAAAGAUGCUGCAGGACCUUCAGGCCAAGCAGGAGCAGCUGCAAGGGGUAGCUCAAGCAUGGGCCCUACGCAGGGCAGCUCUGGAGGCUGCAGUGGGCCAGUGCUGUGGGCCCCGGGAACUGGAACGGUUCAGCCGGUUCAUGGCGGACCUGGAACGUGUGCUUGGCCUCCUGCUGCUGCUGGGCAGUCGGCUGGCCCGCGUGCACCGCGCGUUGGCCCGGGUGGGCUCAGACGGCGACCCUGAUGAGCGGGCCUCUCUGCUGCAGCGACUGGGCCUUCUGCAGCGACAGCAGGAGGACGCCAAGGAGCUGAAGGAGCACGUGUCGCGGCGUGAGCGGGCCCUGCGCGAGGUGCUGGCGCGGGCACUGCCGGCGGAGGACGUGCGCUCCUACUGCACCCUGCUGGCUGACAAGGCCGCCAUCCUGGCCCAGCAGCGCAGCCUGGACGAACGUGUCCGGCUCCUGCAGGACCAACUGGACGUGGUCAGGAGCGACCUGAGCCAUCGGCCUCUUUCUCCCAGUCCAUCCUGGCUCCCAAGAACCUGUCCUCCGGAUAAACAGCCCUUCCCACCUCCCCCUACUUAGUUCCAGUCGGCAGGGCGGGGAGCCCUGCCUUGCACACCUGAAGUGACGCUGGUUUACCGGAGCAGGGAGGACUCAGGCCCACAGCCCUCCCUGGAGAAUUGCUCCCACCAUUACAUGCGGCCUUUCCCAUGUCUUGCAGGUUAUCUGGGAGUUACUUAAAACUUGCAGUGUGACCCACUUUCAUGAGGAGAGAGGGUUUCUGUAAGGGUUGGUGGGAGGCGAGAGGUCAGAGGAACACUUCACUGUAAAGUGCAAGUCAGCCUUUAUUUUUUUGCAAUAAAAAUUUCCUAAGAGA